AUGCAAAAACUCGUUUUACGCAUUUUGGGCCGUUUUUCUCGAAAAACCUUCAUUCGAAGUGCCUGGAAAAAUUUGAACAGUCUAAGUGAACACGAUGAACUAGUUGACGCUCUGGAAGCUCUCAUAUCAAUGUCUCAUGAAGAAAACGAAUUCAUUGAACUUAUCACCGUCAUUGCUGACGUUCUUUCGGAGGCACCUAUGGCCUCGGCUUUUUUAUGUCAUAUUAUUGAAACAUGGCAAAAUUUAGUAUUUAAACAUAUAAUUUUAGGUCGAACUAAACCAAAGAAGCGUAUACGAGUUAAUGUCUCUAUCAUUUGGAGUGUCCUUGCUGAGAAAUUGGCAGGAGUGCGAUUGUUUGCCCUAAUCGCACUAGAAAAAUUUGGCAUGACAGGGCAAAAUAAGCAAAAAAUUCUCUCGGCCGAAAAAGAUAUUUAUAAAAUUUUGCAAGUACUAUCAAAAGAAUUGCAUUCAGAUGAAAAUUCAAUAAAUGAAGUUUAUCGAGAUAUUGUGGGUGUAUACAUGGAUAUUAACCUUGGUUGUGUUCGUUUCUAUCUCAAUGGCAAAGAUUUGGGAAUGGUACAUCCCCUCAACAUUGCACAAUUUCGGAAAUUGGCUGAAAGUGGACUGCAUCCUGCCUUAUCAUUUACCUCAUAUCAACAAGCUGUUGUCAAUUUUGGAGCCGAAAAAUUUCGGUAA
Molecule: messenger RNA, 696 nt
Organism: Racocetra fulgida
Lineage: Eukaryota; Fungi; Glomeromycota; Glomeromycetes; Diversisporales; Gigasporaceae
Source: the annotation of a GenBank genome assembly